Ictalurus punctatus (channel catfish) is the source of this 3075-nucleotide messenger RNA. Its product is annotated as cationic amino acid transporter 2 family protein. The record is from RefSeq and is a predicted model, not a curated record. Bases 667 to 2487 code for a protein of 606 amino acids. Lineage: Eukaryota; Metazoa; Chordata; Actinopteri; Siluriformes; Ictaluridae. The transcript is spliced from 13 exons. Gene Ontology annotation, cellular component: plasma membrane. Gene Ontology annotation, biological process: transmembrane transport; amino acid transport. Gene Ontology annotation, molecular function: amino acid transmembrane transporter activity.
AAAUAUUCAUUUUAUUCAUUUAUUCAAUAAUUCUCACGAAAUCUACACUUUCGCAAGUGCUAGUGAUUUAAUAAUAAUGUGAAUUUUAUCAUACAGUUCCACCCGUAACCACGGUGCUUCUAUAAAGGCCUAAUUCUACAAUAAAUGCAUGUAAAUAUUCUAAAAUCUUCUACCGACGUGAAACACGAACAGCGCAAGCUUGUAAUGUAAUGAUCAACCAGAAAUGCUUGUAGGAAAAACUGCUCACCAGUGUGAACUCAACGGUUCAUCGGACUGAUGAGUGAAGAGGUCAGGAACUUUCAUUAAAAGGGGCUGAGUGUGAAUUCCUCCAUGUGUUCUGUGUGACGUUUGAGUGUGUGAGUGUGUAAGUGUGUUUGUGUGUGUGUGUGAGUGUGAGUGUGUGGGAGUGUGUGAGUGUGUGUUUGUGAGUGUGAAGCAGAGGAACUCGUCCAGGAUCCCAGGAAUCGCACAUCCCUCCUAAAUGUAACAGAAUCUGUCAAAAACUGCACAUGAACACGUUUGAAACACGUGAGCUAAGACAGGAGGGGCCGUGAAGGAUGGACUGUGGUCGACUCCACACACACACACACACACACACACACACACACACACACACACGCAGCCACACCUUCAGACGUUGCCCACACUGCACUCUGAGCCCUCAGGAUGCCUUGCUCUAAGCUGCUCACCUUCCUAAAGGGUCUGUCCCGGGUGAAGCCGCUGGAGCCGGAUGGCGAGAGCUCUGAUUUCUGCCGCUGUUUGACUACGCUGGACCUGGUGGCACUGGGCGUGGGCAGCACCCUGGGCGCUGGCGUCUACGUGCUCUCGGGUGAGGUGGCGCGCACUGUAUCCGGCCCCAGCAUCAUCGUCUCCUUCUUCAUCGCCGCCGUGGCGUCCGUGUUUGCUGGGCUGUGUUACGCCGAGUUCGGCGCCCGUGUGCCCAAAACAGGUUCUGCGUAUCUGUACAGCUACGUGACUGUGGGUGAAGUGUGGGCCUUCAUUACAGGAUGGAACCUGCUGCUGUCCUACGUCAUAGGUACGUCCAGCGUCGCCCGGGCCUGGAGCGGAACGUUUGAUGACCUCAUCGGGAACGUCAUUGAUUCUUAUAUGAGGAACAAUGUAGCCAUGAACUUACCUGGACUCGCUCCUUACCCAGACUUCUUUGCAGCUGCACUUAUUAUGCUUCUGGCAGGUAUCCUUGCUUUCGGAGUCAAGGAGUCCGCGAUGGUCAACAAGAUCUUCACCGCCGUAAACGUGCUUGUGCUGGUGUUCGUCAUCAUUGCUGGAUUUAUUAAAGGUGACAUUAAAAACUGGCAGCUAACCGAAGAGGACAUCGUCAACACCACCACAUCGACUAACCCAAACAGCACUACUGAUACGUUGAUAUACGGGACUGGAGGAUUUUUCCCUUUUGGAUUUGCAGGAACGUUGUCUGGAGCUGCGACCUGCUUCUACGCUUUUGUAGGAUUCGAUUGUAUCGCCACUACAGGUGAGGAGGUCCGUAACCCUCAGAAGUCGAUCCCCGUGGGUAUCGUGGCGUCGCUCCUGAUCUGUUUUUUGGCCUACUUUGGAGUUUCGGCCGCUCUCACGCUCAUGAUGCCCUACUACCUGCUGAGCGUCCAGAGCCCUCUCCCUGUGGCCUUCACGCACGUAGGCUGGGAACCAGCGAAGUACGUCGUGGCCGUCGGGUCUCUGUGCGCACUCUCUACAAGUUUGUUGGGUGCGAUGUUCCCGAUGCCGCGUGUCCUGUUUGCCAUGGCCCGAGAUGGACUUCUCUUCAAACCCCUGAGUCGAAUGAGCUCCAGACAGAGUCCCGUCUUCGCCACGCUCACGUCGGGAAUAGUGGCAGCCAUCAUGGCGCUUGUGUUCGACCUGAAAGCUCUGGUGGACAUGAUGUCCAUCGGUACGCUGUUUGCCUACACGCUGGUGGCCAUCUGCAUCCUCAUCCUCAGAUACCAAGGGGAUUCGGACAAGCUGAGCGAGAAGGAGAGGUGGAGUUUAAUACGACCGCCAUCUUCACCUACAGCCACCAGCUCUAAAGUCGUCUCCAUACUGACCAUAAUCAUCAUCGUGUUGACAAUGGCUGUGAGUGUGAUUCUGACGAAGGGGUUGGACCUGGUGGGGACGUGGUGGAUGAUUCUGAUCAUCUGCGUACUCGUGCUGUUUUUACUCACUGCGCUCGUCAUCAUCUGGAGACAACCACAGAGCAGCAGCAAAGCCGCCUUCAUGGUUCCUCUUGUGCCGGUGCUUCCCAUCCUCAGCACUUUCGUCAACAUUUAUCUGAUGAUUCAGCUGGGAGGAGAGACGUGGAUCCGUUACACAGUGUGGAUGGCAAUAGGGCUGCUGAUCUAUUUCGGCUACGGCGUUUGGCACAGCGUCCAGAAGAAACGAGACGAAUCCUCUCAUCGCUCCGAGACGAAAACCAUCUGCGCCCAAAGGGAGGAAACGAAGAAAGACAACGUUUCUCUACAACAAACCAAGCUCUAAACUUUUACCCGAUCUCUACCCGAGCCUUAUUAAUACCGAUUCACAAUACAGUUUUUUUCUUUUUUACUGGAUUGUCGAUGACAGUGUGUGUGCGGAUCAGGGUGUGUCCAUUUGUAAAAUUUCUUUUACAAGACAGACAUGAAACGUUCUAAUGACUUGAUCAUCUAAAAAAAAGUUAUUAUAAAUAUUAUAUACACGUUAUUUUUUAUAGACUAUGUAUUUUCUAUGCCAUAUUCUGUAAUAUUUCAGCUGCUGAAAUGCUGACUAAAGAACUGAAUAUCGGUAUUGAUAUCACGAACGAACGUGGCCAGAUUUGAUUAUUACUCCUCUGUUUUUGUUCAAGGUAUUUUGUGUCUGAGAAUGUGUAAAUAUUGUCAGUAUUUUUCCAUGGUAGACUAAAAACAGAAUAUAUAUAUAUAUAUAUGUAUGUGUAUAUAUAUGUAUGUAUAUAUAUAUAUAGAUGUAUGUAUACAAAGCCAAUGAAAAAGAAAGCCAAUGUUAAACAUUUUCAUGGGAUAUAAUCAUUUGAGGUCAUGUUUUAUAAUAUUAUUUUAUUGUAACUGUAAUAAAAUCCAUAUUUUUUCUCCA